This is a messenger RNA of Elgaria multicarinata webbii, 6024 nucleotides long. It is a transcript of the gene TTBK2, whose product is annotated as tau tubulin kinase 2. The transcript is spliced from 16 exons. Gene Ontology annotation, cellular component: ciliary transition zone; ciliary basal body; cytoplasm. The record is from RefSeq and is a predicted model, not a curated record. Gene Ontology annotation, molecular function: ATP binding; protein serine/threonine kinase activity. Bases 117 to 4085 code for a protein of 1322 amino acids. Gene Ontology annotation, biological process: peptidyl-serine phosphorylation; signal transduction; cilium assembly. NCBI's taxonomy places the organism in Eukaryota, Metazoa, Chordata, Lepidosauria, Squamata, Anguidae.
GGAAGGAGCGCCGGCCGCGUUCCAGCCUCUGUUUAAAUGGAAGCCACCUCUGGGAGAUGGACGGUAUCUACUGAUGUAGGCUUUGCAUAGCAGCUGCAGCAUCCCAGGAGAUUGCAAUGAGUGGAGGAGGGGAACAGCCAGAUAUCCUUAGUGUGGGAAUAUUGGUCAAAGAAAGAUGGAAAGUGCUGAAAAAGAUUGGAGGUGGAGGGUUUGGAGAAAUUUACGAUGCUGUGGACAUGCUUACCCGAGAAAAUGUUGCACUGAAGGUCGAGUCAGCUCAGCAACCAAAGCAAGUUCUGAAAAUGGAAGUAGCUGUUUUGAAGAAACUGCAAGGGAAAGAUCAUGUCUGUAAAUUUGUUGGCUGUGGAAGGAAUGACAGAUUUAACUAUGUGGUCAUGCAGUUGCAGGGUCGGAACUUGGCAGAUCUACGUCGAAGCCAAACCAGGGGGACCUUCACAAUUAGUACUACUUUGCGACUUGGCAAGCAAAUUCUGGAAUCUAUUGAAAGCAUUCAUUCUGUGGGUUUUUUACACAGAGAUAUUAAACCAUCGAACUUUGCUAUGGGACGUUUUCCUAGCACCUGGAGGAAGUGUUACAUGCUGGAUUUUGGCUUGGCACGUCAGUUUACAAAUUCAUGUGGGGAUGUCAGACCACCCCGAGCUGUUGCAGGUUUUAGAGGGACAGUGCGAUAUGCAUCAGUCAAUGCUCAUAGGAACAGAGAAAUGGGACGUCACGAUGACCUCUGGUCUCUGUUUUACAUGUUGGUGGAGUUUGUGGUUGGUCAACUGCCCUGGAGGAAAAUUAAAGACAAGGAGCAAGUGGGCUCCAUAAAAGAGAGAUAUGACCACCGACUGAUGUUGAAACAUCUGCCUCAGGAAUUUAACAUCUUUCUAGAUCACAUUUCUACUUUAGAUUAUUUUACCAAACCUGAUUACCAGCUUCUUAUGUCCGUCUUUGACAACAGCAUGAAGACUUUCGGGGUGACUGAGAGUGAUCUAUUUGACUGGGAAAAGAGUGGAGCUGAUGGUUCUCUAACUACUACCACCACUUCAACUACUCCUCAACUGCACACUCGACUCACCCCAGCUGCCAUUGGAAUUGCCAAUGCCACACCAAUACCAGGAGAUUUGUUGCGAGAGAAUACAGAUGAAGUGUUCCCAGAUGAACAGCUCAGUGACGGCGAGAAUGGUAUUCCUAUUGGAAUCUCUCCAGAAAAGUUACCAGAAUCUCCUGGACAUCGUCCUCAGGAAAAGGAUGUUUGGGAGGAAAUGGAUGCGAACAGGAAUAAAAUAAAACUGGGUGUCCAUAAAGCUGCUACAGAAGAGGAAAACAGCCAUGGGCCAAUUAAUGGCAUGCUUAAUGCACCAAGCCUCGGUUCUCCAAUUAGAGUCCGUUCAGAGACCACACAGCCAGAUCGGGAUGUCCCUCUGGUUCGGAAGUUACGAUCAAUCCAUAGUUUUGAACUGGAGAAACGUCUGACACUGGAGUCAAAGCCAGAUGCUGAUAAAUUUCUGGAAAUCUGCAUGGAGAAGAAGAAAAGAGAGCUGAAUGCUGGCAAUGAAUCUGCUGUGGCAGCUUCUCAGAAAACACCUGUGCCUGCUGUUUCCUCCUGUCAUGAGCAUGUUUGGCACUAUGAUGAAGAAUACCUACCUGAAGUUUCGAAACCUGUCUCUGGAAGCUCUCCAGAACAGGGUGAUGGUGGUGUUAGCAAUGGAUAUGUGGCUGUCAAUUUGAGCUCCUGCCAGCAGGAGGUUGAUUCGAAAGAAUGGGUGAUAGUGGAUAAGGAACGAGACCUGCAGGAUUUCAGGACUAAUGUAGUUGUGGGGCAUAAAACAACUGGAAGUCCUUCUGAUGAAGAGCCUGAGGUGCUUCAAGUCCUUGAGGAGUCCCCCCAAGAGGACAGGCUUAACGCUCAUACCAAGAAUGCAGCGGUUGGAGCAGCACUGGAUCUAGGUGUUGAGUGUUGUUGUAUUGCAACUUCUGAACAUUUUACAGAUCAACUAGAACUACCAGUUGGAACUGCUGGCCAUCUUCUUGCUGUCACACCUACAAGCCUGAUGGAAGCCCAAGCAGAAGGGGCGCUUACUCCACUCAACUCCCUUCACAUGCUGCAUUUCUCCAUCCCAAGAAUUUCAAGCCCCAUCCUCCGUACCCUGAGCCCUAUAGCCCACCUCACCACGCACCCGGACCCUAAGAAAGAGACUGGCUUCCCAAGGAGUCAAUCAGCAGAGAGCCACUCUUCCUCUUCCUGGUCAGCUGCCCGUAGGCAACUUCCUGUCAUUCCCAGUGGCAACAAGUUUCCCCCUGUCAUUCGCAUCUCAAAAGCACAACUCCAGCAGGUUACAAUACCCAGACCAUCAAUGGCAUCCACACAGUCUGCUUCUGAGAGUUUUCAUUAUGGUCAGCAUUUAGACAAGAGAGAUCGGGACCCCCGGCUUUUGGAACAUACCACUGACCUUUCCUCUCCUAAGGAGAACUUAGCUGGCUCAGAGGUAGCAAUUGAUGCAUUAAUUCCCGGUGGCAGUAGAACGGAUUUAGUCCUCAGGUUAGACCAGAACCUAGAGGCACUUGAUAAAGAAGGCUAUGUUGGAGAAGGUGUUGGAAUCCAAGAUCAUAACCGAACAAACCUACUUGAACAAUACACAACGAUGCAAGGAGAGAGAGAAUUUGUGAAUCUCUUUGAAGAAGUAAAAGAUGAACAGCAUCCCAUGGCUUGUGAAGAUGCCGUUGAAAUACAGACUAAAGGAUCAUGCUUAACUGCUCCAGGAAACACAGAAUCUUUGUUGGAUGGACCUCAGGCUGUUACAGAAGCAGAAGAACUGAGACCGAUGACUUCCUGCUCAUUGCCAAAUCAGGAUGCAAAACAGGAGUUUCUGAAGCAGUCAGGAGCUGAAACAUCAGAUGUUUCUUUAUCAAGAAGUACUGACCCAUUUGCUCAUAGACAGGAAAACCAGGUAGUAGCAGUGCAAGAAAAUGGUUUCCAUGAUGAUGGUGGAGAUAUUGAUCAUGCUGAGGAAUUGCAAUGCCAACAGAUGAAUCUUACCACCUUUUUGCAUCAAGAGGAGAAAGAAGAGGAAAAUGUUCAAAGAAAUGGUGAACUGUUUCACUCUAUUUCAGAGAAUGAGAUUUCUAAUCAGCCUAAAAAGGAAUUGGUUAGAUCGCCAUUUGUAGCUAGACAGAGUCGCAUUCCAGUUUUAGCGCAAGAGAUAGACUCCUCAUCUGAAUCUUCUCCUGUUUCAGCAAAAGAGAAGCUACUUCUAAAAAAGGCCCAUCAAACAGACCUCGUUAGACUACUGGUAGAAAAGAGACAGCUUAGAUCUUUCCUUGGUGACCUCUCAAGUGCCUCUGACAAGUCACUGAAAGAAAAGGUUGCAGGUCCCAUACCACUUUCUGAAGAUGUGUUGUCCUCCUUUUCCAAGCUAACAUUGGACUCCCAUUUACACAACCAAGUAGAGGAGAGUUUUUUGUCACCAAGCAGUCCUCAGUCCAGAAAGAGCAAAAUUCCAAGGCCUGUAUCUUGGACUACCACAGAUCAUGUUAGCAGCUCAAACUCAGCUCAGUUUUUUCCUCGGCCUCCACCCGGACGACCACCAACAAGGCCUGGAGUAGAGGCCAGGUUGCGCAGGUACAAAGUCUUAGGAAGCAGCAGCUCUGAUUCAGACCUGAUCUCUCGACUGGCUCAAAUCCUUCAGAACGGAUCUCAAAAGCCACGGAGCUCUUCUCAGUGUAAGAGUCCAGGAUCUCCGCAUAGCCCCAAAACACCACCCAAAAGCCCAGUCAUCCCCAGACGCAGUCCCAGUGCCUCCCCUAGGAGCUCUUCUUUGCCCCGUACUGCCAGCUCCUCACCAUCCCGGAGUGGGCGGCCCCACCAUGACCAGAGGAGUUCAUCCCCGCAUCUUGGAAGGAGUAAAUCGCCUCCUAGUCUUUCAGGUUCUUCAUCCUCCAGGAGAUCCUGCCAACAGGAGCACUGCUACAACAAGUCUAGCAAGAAUGGUCUAAAAGGAUCUAGUGGCUCUUGCCACCACUCCUCUAACAUUAAAUCUCCCACAGGGAAGAGCAAAUCAGCCAGUAAACUUAGCAGAUAGGAACUGAGUCUUAUCAGGUGUCAAAGCCCCCUCCCUAAUCUGAUGCAUGUCGUGUCUGUGUACUGUAUAUUUAAACAAAGAAAAUGUCUUCAAAAAAUCAGUGUUCAUCCUGACUUUCAAAGAAAAACAACUCUUAAGUUACAUUAUUUAUAAGGCCCACUUUAUAUUGAGUGGCCAAGCAUUGCCUAAGAACAGGCAGCAAGCAGAUCAGGCAGGCUAGAGGGCAGGGAUGGAGCAUCCAGAAAGUCCAAGAUGUGUGAAAGGUUCAGAACAAACAUUGUCUUGGAGGUGAGUGCUUUUAAUAAGUUUUUAGCUUACUUUUUAUUUUCUAAGAAAACAUGGCCUACUUUAUGCCAUUUCUCGAGGAAAGUUACAAAACCUGAAACGAUACAGUUUCGCCAUGACACCUUUAAGCCUGAGGUACUGCUCAGCUGUGUGUUUGCAGAGUUUUUAAAAAGCACAUUAUUUGGGACAGCAGUGUUCCUAUAAGUCUCUCUUUCAAUGUUCAGCUUCACACAUCAUUUUCAAGUUGUUUACUGCCCAUGUUCCUUCAUGGCUUAUACUUCCCUCCUUAAAACAACCACAACACAAUUCUCCCCCCACCCCAGCCCAUCUUGUACCACUAUAUAUUUAAUAUAGGCUGCAUCCUUAUGUACACUGCACAUCAAUCCAUUGAAAAUAAUGUCAUUUUUAUGUAAUUGCACAUAGAUAACAGGCAUUAAUUCUAACAGUUUCGGGAAAGAGUUGUUGUAUAUCUUGAACAUUCUAUUGUUGCAUAUCUUGAAUGUUCUAUUAACUGCUGUUCAGAUCCUGAUCAUUGGACAACUCAAUCACUUAUCUGUGUGUUAAUGUCUGGAGCCAAGGCUUUUUCCUUGAGGUUUCCACCAUAUAAUACAUGAAGAGUUUGGUGAUAAUGAUCACAGCAUGAGUUAAGAAAGAAAAACUGAAGUGUUUGGACCCUAGAACAUCCCUAUAUUUACAAGAUUUGUUAGAGUGCAAUAGCUUCUCAGGGUACAAAGAAGAGCCGCUGUUAAAGCUGACCAGAAAUCACCCAAUUGGGGUGAAGUGUUUAGUUAUUCACAUUGUUCCUCUCCAGUGUAAUCCUACUGAAGAUGAGCAGGACUGUUUGCACACUUAGACUUCUUACUUGACGAUUUAAUCUAAAUCUAGAAGAAAAAUGAAGCUUUACCUUCAAAGAUAACUGCAGAGCCUGUACAUAGAGAGAAGCAACAGUUGCUUUAUUUUGUUAAGAAUCUGGGAGAUAAUGCUUGACAGUAAAAUCUACAGGUCAAGAUCACAGGGAUGUUUCUUAUAUCUUAAAUGUCCCUAAUUUUAUAUUGUGUAGAAAGAAUACAUGUUCCAAUUACCCAGUAUACACAUAUGGCUACCAAACAUCAGACCAGGCAAUCAAUCCUACAAUCUAACAGAUAGAAGCCAUCACCGUUAUAGCUUCCCUGAGGUGCAGGUAUACAUAUUUCCCUAUUCAAAAGUAUAUUUUGCACUUAGGACUUGAAAUAUGUAAAACAGCAUACAGAAAAUUCAUAUUUAAGGAUUGUCUUUCACUUCCCAGAAGUGUUAGUCCCUGAAUAAGGUGAAUGGCUUCUAGUUCUAUCUAACUUUACUUAAUUGUGUGAGACUUAGAGGAAUAACUUCAUUUGCUAGAUUUAGAAAUCAACUGCUGAAUAGAACAGUAAAACACAGGAAUGUUUUAAAAUGGAUACAGCCAUCUUUCUCAAUGGAUGCUUGUUCUAGAGGAUACUGAAUAUGGGGGAACUUUGGAAAUUACUGAUCUGCUUGCUAUAGUCAUGCCUGUAACCAGCAUAAAUCUUUUUUUAAUUUAACUUUGUUUUAUUUAGUUUAAUUUGCUGCCAAAAUAGUAUCUUUGGAUGGGAAAGGGAAUCUUUUCUCUCUGAGCUAACACAUUUCUAAUGCUGCAUUG